Molecule: messenger RNA, 1591 nt
Organism: Toxotes jaculatrix (banded archerfish)
Lineage: Eukaryota; Metazoa; Chordata; Actinopteri; Toxotidae
Gene: epcam
Product: epithelial cell adhesion molecule
Exons: 9
Coding region: 287-1210 (307 amino acids)
Cellular component (GO): membrane
Source: RefSeq, a predicted model, not a curated record
GUGUCAGUUCCUCGUGAACAAGCAGUAAAGGGGAAAUAAUCAGCAGUACACUCUGAGUAGUAUCUUAGUUUAGGUGGCGCUCGUGCUGUUUUGAGUCCUUACCUUUGUGUGCGCGCGCCCGUCGAGUUUCUCUCCAAACAGGUUUGACCGGGACACACCUGCAGGAAGAAGAAAGGAAGCCCUGUGCUGAGCGACAGUUUUCUUUACUCCAUCUUUGACCUUUGUGGACGACGGUCGGAUAGAAAAGCAGCAAGGACACUUAUUCAUCAGUUUUCUUCGUUUCAUCAUGAAAAUUUGGAUCGCUGUCCUUCUCGCUGCCUUUGCGGCAGGAGCUUCAGCUCAAGGCUGCUCAUGUGACACUAUGAAGUGGGCUACCUGCGAUGGAAAUCCGUGUUCGUGCUACCUUUUUGUCGGUGAAAACGUCAAACAAACGCUGAACUGCACUGCACUGAUCCCCAAGUGCAUCUUGAUGAAGGCUGAGAUGUACAGAGCAAAAACGGGCCAGAGCACUCGUGGAUUCGGAGGAAAGCCAGUGGAGACUGCCUUUGUGGACAACGAUGGCAUCUAUGACCCAGAGUGUGAGAACGACGGCAAAUUCAAGGCCAAGCAGUGCAACAACACAGAGGAGUGCUGGUGUGUCAACAGCGCUGGCGUGCGUCGAACUGACAAGGGAGACAAGAAUCUGAAGUGUGAGAAGCUGGUGGAGACCUACUGGGUCCGUCUCCAGCUGACCCACAAACCAACAUCUGGUGACGUGAAUCCUUCCAACUUGAAGGCUGCCAUUGCGGAUGCCAUUCACAAGCGCUACAAGAACUUCAACAAGGACAUGGUGGAAGACGUCCAGUAUGACCCCGAAGCCCGCAUGAUUGUGGUGGAUGUGAAGAAGCCAAAGGGAGAGCGCAAGAGUGACCUGACCCAUAUGGCCUAUUACAUGGAGAAAGAUGUCAAGGUGCUGCCCCUGUUCACACCGCAGGACAAGUUUGAGCCCGUUGUGGGCGGCCAGAAGCUGGAGAUGGACAACAUCCUGGUGUACUACGUUGACGAGGAACCCCCGACUUUCACCAUGAAGAAUCUGUCAGGUGGAAUCAUUGCCGUCAUUGUGGUGGUGGUGCUGGCUGUGGUUGCCGGCCUGCUGGUCCUGUUCUUUGCCAGAAGGCGACAGAAUCAACAGUACAACAAAGCUCAGCAAAGAGAGAUGGAGGCCAUGUAAAGUCUUCAUCGUAGCGGAGCAUCCGUGAAGAGUCCGCUAGUGCGUCACCUUUUGGAUGAACAUUAUUCGCAGGGGGAAGUGUGCCAUUUUUACUGUUUUACUUGAGGAAUGCAGAUGAUAAAGGAACAAACCAACUUUCUCUUUAAUGCUGUCAUUGUUGGCACUACUGGUUCCACCAUUUAUUUAUAAAUUGUGUAAAGUCUUACUGCGUCAUCCAAUCUGUUAAGAACUGUGCUUUUUAAAAAUUUGUUUGGCACAUGCCACAUUUUGAUGUUAGAACUUGUUGAACGGUUUAAAAUUCCAUGUUAUAGAUUGUACAGUUUCUUUCUUAUAAAUGUGUGUUUGAUGGAUUGUUUUUAAUAAAAAUAUGUUUUAAAAGAC